AUGGCGGACCAAAUAAAAAGUUUGCAGGAACGAAUGGAACCCCAUCAAGAGAUACCAAAGUCUCAUGAAUCUCAAGAUGGGAACUCGAGGACUUCCCACCACACUAGGCGCAAUAAGAAGAGGUGGGAGAGAUCUAAGACCCUCCCAAGCCUCGACAAGACGGAUCCGCGAGGUGACGAAUCAAAAAUCGCCUCUCGAGACGCCCGUACCUUCUUAGAAAGCAAGAAACAAAGGGCGUCUGAAAGCGUUCAAUCGCUGGUAGAUAAAAGGAGGGAAGAAAGGAAAAAGGCACAACUCGCGGGAUCUAGCCGUCCCAUCAGUCCCGUCACUAUGCCGCGGAAUGAGGACAACAGGAGUAGCCUUCAUGAAGAUCUCACACCAAUAAUUUCUCCGUUGGCUCCGGAGAUACUGAAUACUCCCAACCCUGGGAAAAUAGAGAUCCCAAACAUGGCGGCCUUCGAUGGAACGUCCUGCCCAGAGGAACACCUAAUGGUCUACAAAAACCUGAUGCUGCUGUAUACCACCAACCCAUCAUUGUGGUGUAAAUUCUUCCCAACUACCCUUACAGGAGUAGCUCUGACAUGGUACACCUCCCUUCUAAGAGGAAGUAUCCAUAACUUUGUCCAACUGGAAGGCAAGUUCCUGGGUCAUUUUAUAGCCUCCAGAAGACAGGAAAAAUCAAACUUCCAUUUGCUCAGCAUCACACAAUUGGAAGGAGAGUCCAUAUCAUCUUACUUGAAAAAGUUCCACGAGGCGGUACUGAAAGUAACUGAUUUGGAAGAGUCGGUUGCAUUAAACGCCCUGAUCAACGGAAUGAAGGCUCAAAGGCUGAAGUUCCAGUUCGUCGAGAGCCAAGCACAUGAUCCAAAGAAACAAAGGUCGGAUAAGAAGGAUCUCACAGCCAAUCAUUCCUCAAGGAGCAGAGAGGAACAUUCAUCAAUGAGGGAAAGAAACUACUUGCCGCGUCGUCCAGAAUCUCCGUCAGAUAUGGGACCCCCACGAUCCAGAAACGUAUAUGUCGCUAAAGGGGAGCCCAGGACGCGGAAUUUAUUAGAUGGCGGCAACGAUCCGCUGUUCAACCGGAACAGGAAGGACAUAUUCUUCGCCAUCAGGGAUCAAUUGCCAACUCCACCUCCUACUGCCACCCCCUCUGAUCGACGCAACUAUAAUCUGUGGUGUGAUUACCACAAAGAGCACGACCACACUUUGGCCCAAUGUCGCGGACUCAAACGUAUCCUACAUCAAUUGGCCGAUGAGGGGAAGUUGUCCAGGUUUAUCAACCGGAAGGACCAUAACGCUGGAAGAGAAGCAGAACGGAGGCCGUGGAAUCAAAAACGCAGAUCCCCCAAAAGGGAUAACGCCAGGCGCGAAAGUUCCAACACACAAGGAACUAUUAACAUGAUUUUCGGAGGAUACACUGAAGAAUAUCCUACCAUCCGCGCCGCAAGAAAUAGCGUCCACACUCUGCUAAAAGGGCCCCCAAAAGCCUCAUCAAGUGGACCGAUCAUGAGGUUCGAUGCCACGACCUCCCAAACGCUGCAACAACCUCAUACUGACCCUCUGGUGGUCCCCCUCAAAAUUGGGCAAAUGAUAGUCAAGAGGGUACUCGUCGAUACCGGGAGCACGGCUGAUCUCAUAACAAUGGAAUGCCUAUGA
Amaranthus tricolor (Joseph's coat) is the source of this 1656-nucleotide messenger RNA. RefSeq lists its product as uncharacterized. The transcript is spliced from 2 exons. The coding region runs from base 1 to 1656 and encodes 551 amino acids. NCBI's taxonomy places the organism in Eukaryota, Viridiplantae, Streptophyta, Magnoliopsida, Caryophyllales, Amaranthaceae. The record is from RefSeq and is a predicted model, not a curated record.